GUAAAUUCACCGGCCGCUUUCAUUCACACACAGAACAUACCGAGCAACAUGGCUGCUGUAGGCAGCUUAGUGAACAAUCUGGCUUGUCUUUGGAGACAGCCAUGUACCCGUACUUAUUUACCGCAUUUGUUCAUUUGCAUUUCUUUUAUAGGAUCGAUUUUGAAAAAAAUGGACCUUGUGCGGGAGAGCUUCUUCAGUAAUAGUAGGAAUCUUUUAAAUGUAUAUUUUGUGAAAGUUUCAUGGGGAUGGACCAUCGUUUUGCUUCUGCCAUUCAUCUGUCUCUCCAAUUCUUACAACAGAAGCCUUACAUUUGUUUUGAGGCGACUGACGUCAUUGUUGGUGGCCACAUUCAUUUGGUAUACCUGCACUGAGAUUUUUUUCUACAUUGAAGACAUUUCAGGUUCAUGCUAUGAGUCCAACACCAUGCAAGUCAUCCAUGGUGAAAUAACCACAAAGGCAGUGUGCAAGAAAGCCGGAUUUAUGUGGGAUGGCUUUGACAUAUCAGGACAUUCUUUCAUCUUGGCUUACUCUUCUCUUGUGAUUGUGGAAGAAAUGGUGCCUAUUUUGCAUUUAACACAUGUUUACAGAAACACCCCUCUUGAUUGUCUUUAUGUGGCACUCAAUGUGAUUGUGGCCAUCUGGAUAUGGAUGUUCGGAUGUACGUCAGUGUAUUUUCAUCAUAUUAUUGACAAGCUACUGGGGACCUCAUGUGGAAUAUUAGGGUGGUAUGUAACAUAUGUUGUUUGGUACCCGAGGCCCUAUUCUCCAGGUCUCCCUCCACAACACACUGAGCAGAAACAACAUGUUUAGUAUGAGAACUAAAUACCGGCAUAGACCAUGCAAUCAUUGCUACAAGUGCAAGUUACACACUAAAACAAUCCUCACAUUUUUUUGUGUUUGUCUGUCCCAUUGAAAUGUCACAUAGAACGUUAUGAAGGUACAUAUGAGGUGAUGGGCAGCUGGUGUUCCUAAAAUGACAAUCUGUAAUCUGAAAGAAAUGUUAUGAAUGGUUAUGGUAUGACCAUAAAGCGAGGUCACAUCCACUGAUCCUCAUUGUUGCCUUCAAAGGUUCUGUGACUUUACACAGAGGUGGAUUAGUAACAGUAAAUUUUGCUUAUACAAGAGUAGUCUGCUGCUACUGUUUUGUAAUCAACCUGCAAUCAUCAAUUUAGCUGCCUUUUGACAUUUAAAGGUAUCAUUCACCCAAAAAGGUAAAUUCCAGAUGUGGAUGAUUUCUUUCUUUUGCAGAACACAAACAAAGAUUAUUAGAAGAAUAUCUCAGCUCUGUAGGUCCAUAAAAAGCAAGUGAAUGGUGGACAGAACUUUGAAGCCUCAAAAAAGACAAAGUCAGCAUAAAUGUAAUCCAUAUGACUCAAAUGGUUUAAUCAAUGUCUUUUGGUUAAUUCAAAUGGUUUUGGUUAAGAACAGACCAAAAUGUAACUCCUUUUUCACUGUACAUCUUGCCAUUGCAGUCUCUACGCACAAUCAUGAUUUCAAGCUCGAUUAUACUUACUAUUGAUGACACGUGCAGAGCACUAGAUCGAGCUAUAGGAAGUGUAAUUGAGCUUGAAAUCAUGAUUUGUCAACCAAAACCAACUGGAUCUCAUCAGAAGACAUUGAUUAAACCACUAGUGUCUGAUGGAUUACUUUUAUUCUGACUUUAUCUGAUUUUUGGAGCUUCAAAAGCCUGAUCACCAUUGUAAAGAAAGUCAUACACAUCUGGUAUGGCUUGAGGGGAGUAAAUGAUUAGAGAAUUUUCAUUUUUUGGGUGAACUAUCCCUUUAUUAUUUGGUAGAUUUGUUUAUCCCUUUACACAAACAUGCAAUAUUUAUGUAUUAAUUUUAAACAAAAUGUGGUGAUUCUGUCUGAAAAAACUGGAGGACAGAGAAUUUUUAAGAUGCAGUGUAAUGAAUGUAUGCCAUAUACUUGUAUUGAGUUUGAACAUAACCAUUUAUGUGUGACAUGCUAUCAUUUUGUGUCACUUUGACCCAGAAACACAUUUCAAGUUUUAAAAGCAAAAUGAUUCUCUGCUUUCUAAAGAUAUAUUAUUUUUCAUAUUAUAAUGUUAUGUUAGUAAUUAUAUAACUAUAUUAUAUUUAUAUUAUUUGAAUAUGUUUCUUAUCCAAAUUGUUCCCAUAAUGUAAUCAUUUAAAUGUGGGUUCAUACUUGACUUUUUAUUUUAGUGCAUAAUAACUCAAAAUGAGUUUCUGGGUCAAAGUCAAAAUGAUGGAGCAGUUCCCAUAUGUUUUAUAAUUUGUCUGAAAGCCAAGCUGUUCAUUAAUAUGUGCCAUUCCUAGAUAAGACAUAAAUUAUGUUGGUGAUUUAUUGACUUCUAAUACCGUCUCAUUCUUUGUCACAGAUGAGUGUUAAAAGACUGUGAUAUUUACCACAGGAAAAAUGGCAUCACCUGAACUUUUCGUAUUUCAUCCUAUUUGGAAUAUUAUAAGAAAAUCGAAUGUAUUGUAAUGGGGGACCUUACUGUUAUUGAACUGUUUCAGAGUAGACCCUUUGCUUGCAAAAUCCAGAAUGUUUAGUUUGUUGAUCAUAUUUCUUACAGGUUUGAGGAACAAUGCAAAUGAAACGUAAAUUAAUUAUAUGGAGGACACCUUCAUUAGCCAUUUCAUCAAUCAGUUUUUAUAAUUGCAAUAUAUAAUACUUACAAUAUUUUUAUUGUAAGUAUUCUAAAGGAACAAAAAUCAACAUGUAGUUGCAAAUCAAUAUUGUACUGUUUCCAUUUUAACUGAAUACAAUGUCCGAGUAUGUAGGCUUUGUUAGUAUAGC
Molecule: messenger RNA, 2781 nt
Organism: Xyrauchen texanus (razorback sucker)
Lineage: Eukaryota; Metazoa; Chordata; Actinopteri; Cypriniformes; Catostomidae
Gene: fitm2
Product: fat storage inducing transmembrane protein 2
Exons: 2
Coding region: 49-810 (253 amino acids)
Biological process (GO): lipid storage; phospholipid biosynthetic process; lipid droplet organization
Cellular component (GO): endoplasmic reticulum membrane
Source: RefSeq, a predicted model, not a curated record